Molecule: messenger RNA, 2445 nt
Organism: Gossypium raimondii (Peruvian cotton)
Lineage: Eukaryota; Viridiplantae; Streptophyta; Magnoliopsida; Malvales; Malvaceae
Exons: 15
Coding region: 292-2154 (620 amino acids)
Biological process (GO): nuclear DNA replication
Cellular component (GO): nucleus
Source: RefSeq, a predicted model, not a curated record
AACGCCGUCAAUUGCAGGAGGGAAAUCAAAUUGUUCAAAAACCAAUACAAAAGACUCAAAAAAAUUUCACUCUCUCCACUUUAACGCAAUUUCUCAGCCCCUCUUCUCUCUCUAUUCUCUCCUCUUUUCGUGAUUUUGCCCAAGCGGUUCAAUUUGGGGGCAAAGCUAAAUCUUUCCUCGAAACCCUAGAUUAAUGUCCGCUUAGGGCAUGUCCAUAUCCCCUCUCGCCUCUUUUAUUGAUUUAUUAAUUGGUAAACAAGUCGAGGUUAUUGUUCGAGAGGACUUUCGAGUAUGGCAAAGGUAGCUGCGCAUGGUGCAUUAACUUCUGCUUCGUUGCAAAUCGGUGGGGAUGCCCUGAAAGUUGGUCCAACAGUUAAAAGGAAGACCCCUUCGGAACUCAGAGGGGAACAGUUAAAGCGAACCAAUGUUGCUGAGCUUGUUAGUAAAUCUUUGGCCCCAAGUGAGAUGGAUAAUGGACUCAAGAAAACAGAUCCUCCAAGGAAUCCUAGAUAUAUUGACACCCGUAUGGAUGAAGUAUAUCCUGCCAAGAAAUCAAGGUUCAAACUUUCAGGAAAAGAAAAUGCCAAGGAAAAUAGUUCAAUUCCGCAGCCUAUCAGCCUAAAGAAAAUCUCCGCAUUUUCAAAUUUUGCUGCUGAGAGAAGUCCACAGAAUUCUGUUGCUUCUGUUGAUGUUCCAAAAGAUGAUGUUCUCGGUGCCCGUCCUACACUUGAAAAAUGUAGCCAUGGUACAUUUCUUACUGUUACUGAGCUUUCAUCAGGGGGUCAAAAGUUAUCAGGCUUGGCAACUGUUGAAAUGGAUAAAGCUUUGAAAGGACUAGCUUCCUGUGAAGCAUUCCCAACUAGACCUCCUGAGUCUGCUGGAAAAAUUGAUGACCUUUCAACUGGAAACUUCUGCUCUGAAUUCCAUGUGACUGGCCUGAAGGUUCCUCUGGAUUUUACUUUGAAAACUUAUAUGCGAUUGGUGUCCUCAUCGUCCGUGAAUUGGUUAAAUAGGUUAAUUACGUGUGGUACAUACAAUGGUGUGCCUCAGUUUGCAUCCCAUUCUGGUUCCUCUGAAGAUCAAAAUAUUAGCAGUGCUUCACAGACCAGACUGACUUCCCAAGUUUUGAAUUCUAAAGCAUUACAUUCAUGGAUUUACCCUCAAUCUACCUUACCGCCAUCUCUCGUGGCAAUAUUGGUCUCAUCAGCAGCAGAUGGAGUUGAAAUGGAUUUCUUAAGAAAGCGAAUUGGAGCAUGGGAGGAGUCAUUUCGGAGUCUUUAUUAUAUGUUUCGGGAAAACGCUUGUAGCGUCUUUUAUGUGUGCACUUCACAUUUUGUGGUAAUGUUCACUUCUGUUGAUGGUUCGGGAAGAAGUAGAUCAUACCAAGCUUAUAUCUCCCAGUCAACAAGAGGUUUGAGAUCUUCACUAAAAGAGCAUGAUGUUUCUUUUUCUAUGCCUCUUUGCCGCUCUCAAGUAGAACAAGUAACUACUGAAGAUCUUGUAGAGCUGUCAGAAAUUGAGAAGCGUAAUUUGGGUCAGACUCGACGCAUGAAUUCCUUCUCUGAUGUUGAUAAUACUCCACAGUCUCUGCUGGCUUUCAGUGGAAACCGGAAUGUUCAUGGCUUGUAUGAUAUCUUGUUAAAUUAUAGAUCUUUCUUGACCUUUUUGAAUGCGGUGGAUGUUCCUGUAUUAUAUUCUCCUGUACCCUUUCAACAUGCUGCUCUUUCUGCUCCAGAGGUUAGAUGCAUGGAGAUCAAAAGAGCUGAUCACGGUACUUAUCUUUCCCAUGGAUCAUCCACCUUGAACGAUGGUCAUUCCACACCAAUUUCAUCUGCUGGCCUUUGCUAUAGUGUUGAAAUCAAGGAUUCACAUAUUCCACCUUGGAUUAUCAGCAAAAUAUGUGCUCUAAUGGCCUCUAAAGGACAAAGCUUUGAAGCAAGCUUUACAACGGAGCACACUUCAGUUGGCUUAAAUACGGCUCUUGGAGUGGUUUCUCAGAUAGCCGAUAGUGAAGUCACAGUUGAAGACUCACAAGAAACAGCCUAUACAUUCGGUAUUCCCGAAGCAAUUGUUUCCCCUUGUUUGCAUUCAGGCUUAUUAAAGGGUUUGAGCUACUGCAAUGGUUCUUAUACGGUGUCUCUCUCACCCGUAUGACAUUUUACAGCUGGAGAAACUAUAUUUUGUUAUCCAUGCCUGAUUUUGUUUUGCUGAUUGUAAUGAAGCAACGGUAAUGGGAUUUCAUAUUCAUGAAACUUUUGUUUCCCCUUGUUUGCUUCUAGUAGUCACGAUAUCUUAGAAAUUACAUUUUGUUACUGAUUCCAACUUGGCCUUUGUAUUCUAGUUUGAUUCACAGAAUUUGUAACUUGUAUCGUCCAAGUUUGUAAGGGCUUGUUGAGCACAUGUUUUAUUUUAAUGCACAGAACCAAAACAUAAUGAAUUUCUUUA